Messenger RNA from Gaeumannomyces tritici R3-111a-1, 1704 nucleotides. Its product is annotated as thymine dioxygenase. The transcript has 3 exons. Gene Ontology annotation, molecular function: dioxygenase activity. Bases 507 to 1514 code for a protein of 335 amino acids. The record is from RefSeq and is a predicted model, not a curated record. NCBI's taxonomy places the organism in Eukaryota, Fungi, Ascomycota, Sordariomycetes, Magnaporthales, Magnaporthaceae.
GCGCAUUGCCUAUCACGACCUUACCGUGUGACCGCACAUUCCUGCCGGCGCAGAGAUUCUGUGUACACGGUACUGCACAUGUAUUGUGUGUACCUACCUACACCUGUUCAGAGAGGGAUUACCCGACCCUCGGCCGACCAAGGAGGGGCCACCCCUUGUAUGAUAGCCACGCCUGCAACGGCUUUGUCUACGCGCCCUCCCUGCCUCGUCAGGCCACUAGACGCUAAGCUUUCGCGGGGUCCUCCGAAGCUGGCACCGGCCAAAUCUUAAAGUUUUUUUUCCUUGUCGGAUCUUUGUACAUAAGACCUGCAUCUGAGUGUGAUCCCCCAGCAUCCGCAGGCCAUUCUAAAAGGCAUCCUGGUCUUGGUUUUACCAGCUGAGCUGUGACAGAAGUAGGCGACUACGCACACCCGGCAUCCUCUUUACUCUCUCCUUCACCAAAUACCAUCCCUGCUCCAUACAUAACCAAAACAAAAGAUAUAGCUGCAUCCAUCCAGUCGAGUAAGAUGGAGAAGGCAGCAGUUUCCGGCGAUGGUCUCGUGAUCCCGCUCAUCGACUUCUCCAAGUUCCUGACUGGGACAGAUAGUCAGAGGCAGGAGACGGCCAAAGCUAUCCUGCAUGGGUUCCAGACGGCCGGGUUCAUCUACCUGUCGAACCUCCCCAUCCCCGACGAGACGCGCGAGAAUGUCUUUGCCACCUCGGCCAAGUUCUUCACGCUCUCGUCGGAGGAGAAGAUGGAUCUCGCCUGGACCACGCCGGCGGCCAACCGGGGCUACUCGGCGCCGGGGCGGGAGAAGGUGACGCAGCUUGAGGACGUCGACGACGUCGCCAAGCUCAGGCAGUCGGCCCCCGAUAUCAAGGAGUCAUUCGAGAUCGGGCGCGAUGACGACCCGGCCUUCCCCAACCGGUGGCCCGGGGCGGGCAAGGAGCAGGCGCGCGAGUUCAAGCCCAUCAUGCUCGACUUCUUCGCGCGGUGCAAGGCCAUCCACGUCGAGGUCAUGCGCGCCAUCGCCGUGGGCAUCGGCAUCGACGAGACCUACUUUGACCGCUUCGUCGACGUGGGCGACAACACACUGCGGCUGCUGCACUACCCUUCCGUGGACAAGAACGUGUUCAAGGUGAACCCGGGCCAGGUCCGGGCCGGCGAGCACUCCGACUACGGCUCCAUCACGCUACUGUUCCAGGACGGCCGCGGCGGCCUGCAGGUCAAGAGCCCCAACGGCACCUUUGUCAACGCCACCCCCAUCCCCGGCACCUGCGUCGUCAACGCCGGCGACCUCCUCGCGCGCUGGAGCAACGACACCAUCAAGAGCACCAUCCAUAGGGUUGUCGAGCCCCCGACUUGUGAGGGUAACAUCCACCCUGCAAGGUACAGCAUAGCUUACUUCUGCAACCCCAACACCGAGAGCUUCAUCGAAACUAUUCCCGGAACUUAUGCCGACGAGGCCCAGAAGAAGUACAAGGGCAUCCAGAGUGGAGAGUACCUGGUGAAGAGGCUCGAGGCGACGUACUAAGACAUGUCUUGGAAUGGAGAGAAGAACAGUAACUCGUGUUUACCUUACUUGGGCAGCGACAAGACAUUAUACGUCUGGCAGCAACCACGACGACCCCGUACAACAAGCAUUAUCGAGAGAAAAAAACACAUGAGAGAAUUUAAGAAUUAGGUAUAUAUAUGCAAGUGACUUGAAAGUACUCACUUUAUUG